CAUUCCCGGAGGACGUAACCUGCGUACAUAUUUUCCAAUAAUUAUUGGUUCUGUUCCGAUGCUCCCAUCAUCCCAAAUCAGCGGUUAUCUUGCCAUCGAUAGCCAUGGCAGCAACCCACCUCUACUGGCUGUUCCUCGAUCUGCGUAUGUCACUCCAGACACGUCACCACCACAGUCUACUACCGCUUCUGAUCAAGGCACAAAUUAUGGUUCCAUCACGUCGGAUGCUCCUCCUACUGAUCAAGUCACAAAUGAUGAUCUCAUCACGUCAAGUUGUCCUGCUAUCAACUCGUGCAGCGAAGGUCAAGAAAGAGUCGUUUCUGUUUCUUCAGAUCGGCCACCCUAUGACAACGCAAGAGAAGACCAACCUCUACUGACUACAAGAGUGUGACUCACUAAUAUGCAGACUGCAUUAUAGUUGACUUAGCUUCUUUUGACGCUCUUAUUUUGAGAGCGUGUUUGCAAUAUCUGCUGUAUUUUCUAUGCGCUACAGACGCUCGGCAAUUAAUGGCAAAUCCGAUCUACACCAUCGACUGGUUAUAGUAGCCCAUUUAGCAGA
This is a messenger RNA of Corticium candelabrum, 559 nucleotides long. RefSeq lists its product as uncharacterized. Bases 59 to 391 code for a protein of 110 amino acids. Lineage: Eukaryota; Metazoa; Porifera; Homoscleromorpha; Homosclerophorida; Plakinidae. The record is from RefSeq and is a predicted model, not a curated record. The transcript has a single exon.